CAGCAACCACUAUUGCUGGAGUCAUAUCAUUGUCUGUCAAUAUGUCUCCUAUUAGACGCUCGCAGUCUCGAAGACUGCUUGAGAAGCCAUCGGGUUUACCGCGUCCCUCUCUGAACAAGGCCACAAUCACCAGAACUCUGUCCUCAGUAGUCAACAGAUCUCCCAGGCGGCGCUCUCGCAGACUUCUUGGAAGACCAUCGCGGUUGCCGAGACCAAGCCGUCCAAAAACGAUCAGAACUGACUCUGGAUGGGGAGACCACGUUGAGUCAGCAGCAUACCGUGACCCGGACGCGGACCAGGAUCAGUUGGACCACUUCGAUAAUGCUCAAAAGAGUGUCCGCGAAGCACAGGAGGCCCUGAACCAGAAAGCUGCCCAGAAUCAAUCAGUGGGGACUGAAACAAGCGUGAUUCGUCCCAGCUCGCUACCUUUGGAAGACGAGGGCGAAGACCCUUACCCCAAUGCGCGGCACAUCAGCGAGAUCACCGCUGAAGAGUCUAUGAGAUUAAGUCGAGAGAGGGAGGCUGCUGUUGCAUUGAGAGAGGCGUCUAUCCUUGCCGAUCGUCAAGCUCGCGAGGCUUUAUCAUCGCACAAGAAACUUGCAAUACGCUCGCCUGAGGCUUCAUGGGUGUACAUUCCCACUUAUGCGAUGCGUCACUAUCUGCAACAAGCCUACGAUCUGACACAGGGCUACAUAUACGACUUUGGUCGAAGCAGUUACCCCUCGAAGUAUCUCCUGGAGUGGGACUUCGAAGGCGAUGUCAGGAUUGAAAGAGACGACCUCAGACACUUGUUUGGUGAAAAUGGCCUAUACUCAGAGAGCUCAUCGCUAGCCGUGAAGAAUCAUUACCGUGAUCUCAUCGAAACCUUGGUAGCAAUGCGGAAUGCUUGGGCGCAUCCUGGUGAGCUGGACAAGGCAGGAGCGUCAGACCCUAAGAUUCUCGACAUUUAUCUGUGUGCCGUGGAGGAGUUGGCGUUUCUCAUCGGCGAUAUUCAGGCAGAGGCUACCGCUCGGAGGCUACGCAUCGAAGUUGAGGCGCUUGCAGAGGAGGUCUUCGGCGAUAUACUGGCUCUGUUUGCCAGCAGCCAAACCUCGGGGCAACUCGCACAGUGGGAAAUGCAUCACCAGCGCUGCUUCGACUGGGCUAUCCAUAGCAAGAAGUCAAAUUCUACCAAAUUAUGGGAUGAGCUGCCUGCUGUUCUGCAAAUGGCAGCGGAGGACUGGGACCACAGAUACAAGGGCAAGAUCACGCCGUCUUGA
Molecule: messenger RNA, 1259 nt
Organism: Zymoseptoria tritici IPO323
Lineage: Eukaryota; Fungi; Ascomycota; Dothideomycetes; Mycosphaerellales; Mycosphaerellaceae
Exons: 1
Coding region: 42-1259 (405 amino acids)
Source: RefSeq, a predicted model, not a curated record